AUGCCAACCACCCUCACAGUCGCAGACCACGACUCCAAAAGCUCACGCAGCCGAACCUACAACGUCGACACCCCAGAAAAGCUCCUCGCACGCACCAGUGAACGAGACUCCCAGGCCUGCAAAUGGCUAGUCCGGAGUUCGGUCUCCGCCGAUGAACUCCAGAAGUCAUGCGUUGUGGGCUCGAACAACGGGUUCGUCCACGCAGCUUUCGAUGCAUACAGCUACCACCACCAUCUCACCAUCCGCCCGGAAGACGUAUGGUUCGCAAUUCUCUCACAACUCAACUUCUACAUCAACGCCAAUGCCGAAGCCCUACGUGAUCAUUUCGUCUCGCACCAAGGACAGAAAGAGCUCGAGGUCAAAGACGUGGGCAGCAUUCACUCCGUGGACAUCGGUGCCUUAGCUCGACGGAUGACAGGACUCAUACAGGAGAAUGUCAAGGACCCCGAUCUGCGCGAUUGGAUCAUGCCUGCGUUCAGCACGACCACAGUCAGCGACCGCACAACAGCUGCGGUACUCAUGAUGGGCACUAUGCAGGCGUAUUUCUCGUACAAAAUGAGUAUUAUGUGUGGUAUUCCCUCUGUCACUCUACUGGGUGAACGCGAGGACUACGAAGAUAUCCUCGCCAGGCUGGAGAAACUCGUUGAAUUGGGUCCUGAAGCGAGUACAUUCGCCGAUCUGCUUCGCCCUGUUCUGCGCAACUUCAUCGCAACUUUCGAUCCGGAGCAGGCCGUUGCCUCCCGCGACUUCUGGCAGAAGAUCGCCCAUCGCUCCGGCGGGGGCAGCGGACCGUCAUAUCUGGGAGGCUGGCUAACGGCAUUCUGCUUCUGGGACGACAAGGGGAAAUGCAUGUAUAAUCUGAAGACAGGAACGCAGAGUUGGAACGUCGAUGAAUCCGAUAAACAGCUGUUGGAAUUGGACGGAGUUUCGUAUCAUCGGGUGGACACUGAUGAUAUUCCGAGUGGCUUUGCUUCUGUGCCUGUGUUGGUGAACGACAAUGGUACAGAGUACAAGACGAAGAUGGUCGCUGGAUCGCUGGGUAUCGAGAUUACUAGCAGCAAUGACUCCGGUGCUGGGGCAGAGGAGAAGAAGCUGGAUUCGCUGCAGUCGCUCAGUGGGUGGAUGAUGUAUGAGAUCGAUCCUGCUCCCAAGAAGAACCCCUGGGAACAUGACUCGGAAGGGAAUGAUUCUGAAUAA
Molecule: messenger RNA, 1197 nt
Organism: Alternaria viburni
Lineage: Eukaryota; Fungi; Ascomycota; Dothideomycetes; Pleosporales; Pleosporaceae
Exons: 1
Coding region: 1-1197 (398 amino acids)
Source: RefSeq, a predicted model, not a curated record